Molecule: messenger RNA, 792 nt
Organism: Prunus armeniaca (apricot)
Lineage: Eukaryota; Viridiplantae; Streptophyta; Magnoliopsida; Rosales; Rosaceae
Source: the annotation of a GenBank genome assembly
AUGGAGAUAAGGACAGUGAAAGUUAACAAUGUCUCCCUGGGUGCAACGGAGAAUGAUUUAAAGGAAUUCUUUUGCUUCUCCGGUGAAAUCGAAUACAUUGAAAUACAAGGGGACAACGAGAGGUCUCAGAUUGCAUAUGUUACCUUCAAGAACCCCAAAGGGGCAGAAACUUCAGUGCUUCUUUCGGGAGCAACUAUAGUUGAUCAGUCCGUUACCAUAGACCUGGCUCCAGAUUACAAGCUUCCAGCUGCUGCAGAUUCAGCACUUCCAACUGCAACAGAUAAUGUAAGUUCUGGUGGUGCUGCCCAAAACGCAGAGGAUGUUGUGAGCAGCAUGCUAGCCAAAGGCUUUGUUUUGGGAAAAGAUGCAAUCAACAAGGCAAAGGCCUUUGAUGAGAAACACCAGCUUACUUCAACUGCAACGGCCACAGUAACUUCUUUGGACCAAAAGAUUGGUUUCACUGAGAAAAUUAGUGCUGGCACAAGCAUGGUAAAUGAUAAGGUGAGGGAAAUGGAUGAAAAGUUUCAGGUUUCUGAGAAGACCAAGAAUGCGUUUUCAGCUGCAGAGCAGACGGUGAGCAGUGCUGGAUCUGCAAUCAUGAAAAACCGCUACAUACUAACUGGGACGUCGUGGGUAACCGGUGCGUAUAACAGGGCAGCCAAGGCAGCAGGUGAAGUAGGGCAGAAGACCAUGGAUAAGGUUUCAGCAGAGGAAGAGGGUGGAAAGAAAGUGGAAGGCAGUAGUACUACUCAGAUCACUCAAGUACAUUCUCCCAAGGAUGCUACCCACUAA